GGCGACGUCACCGAAUCUAUAAAAGCGCAGCGCCCAACGGAAAUUUCACGAUUCUCGAUUGUUCGUUUGGAGAGCUGCAUUACUAGCUUGUCCGAGCGUUUCAUUUAAACUUAUUAACCGUUAUUGUGGUAGUUGUUUGAAAAAAAUUCAACAAAAUGCGUGAAUGUAUCUCAGUACAUGUUGGUCAAGCCGGUGUCCAGAUCGGUAACGCCUGUUGGGAACUCUACUGUCUGGAACAUGGCAUCCAACCCGACGGUCAAAUGCCAUCAGACAAGACUGUCGGCGGCGGAGACGACAGUUUCAACACUUUCUUCAGCGAGACCGGUGCCGGUAAACACGUACCCAGGGCCGUGUUUGUCGACUUGGAACCCACCGUCGUAGAUGAAGUAAGAACUGGCACAUACAGACAGUUGUUCCACCCUGAACAGCUCAUCACCGGCAAAGAAGACGCUGCUAACAACUAUGCCAGAGGUCACUACACUAUCGGAAAAGAAAUUGUUGAUUUGGUUUUGGACAGGAUCAGGAAAUUGGCUGAUCAAUGUACCGGUCUCCAAGGUUUCCUCAUCUUCCACUCCUUCGGAGGUGGUACUGGAUCCGGAUUCACCUCUCUCUUAAUGGAGAGAUUAUCCGUGGACUAUGGCAAGAAAUCCAAACUUGAAUUCGCUAUCUACCCAGCCCCUCAAGUCUCCACCGCUGUCGUUGAACCUUACAACUCUAUCCUGACCACCCACACCACCUUGGAACACUCCGACUGUGCCUUCAUGGUUGACAACGAAGCCAUCUACGACAUCUGCAGACGUAACCUGGACAUUGAGCGCCCAACAUACACCAACCUUAACAGACUGAUUGGACAAAUAGUUUCCUCUAUCACUGCAUCUCUUCGGUUCGACGGUGCCCUCAACGUCGAUCUGACUGAAUUCCAGACUAACUUGGUACCAUACCCACGUAUCCAUUUCCCUCUAGUCACCUACGCUCCGGUAAUCUCUGCCGAAAAAGCUUACCAUGAACAACUCUCCGUGGCUGAAAUUACCAACGCCUGCUUCGAGCCAGCCAACCAGAUGGUGAAAUGCGAUCCAAGACACGGAAAGUACAUGGCCUGUUGCAUGUUGUACCGAGGAGAUGUCGUACCGAAAGACGUAAACGCAGCUAUUGCCACUAUCAAGACCAAACGUACUAUCCAGUUCGUCGAUUGGUGUCCCACCGGAUUCAAGGUUGGUAUUAACUACCAGCCCCCAACUGUAGUACCGGGUGGUGACUUGGCCAAGGUACAGAGGGCCGUGUGCAUGUUGUCCAACACAACUGCCAUCGCCGAGGCUUGGGCUAGGUUGGAUCAUAAGUUCGAUCUGAUGUACGCCAAGAGGGCCUUCGUCCACUGGUAUGUGGGUGAAGGUAUGGAAGAAGGUGAGUUCUCUGAAGCUCGUGAGGAUUUGGCCGCUUUGGAGAAGGACUACGAAGAAGUAGGCAUGGACUCCGGAGAAGGUGAAGGAGAAGGUGCCGAAGAAUAUUAAGGAAGAUCUGAUUUUACAGCAAAAAAAUUUUGAGUCAUGAAAUAAAUUCCAUUUUUUUACCUGCAA
Messenger RNA from Sitophilus oryzae (rice weevil), 1574 nucleotides. Its product is annotated as tubulin alpha-1 chain. The transcript is spliced from 2 exons. Gene Ontology annotation, biological process: mitotic cell cycle; microtubule cytoskeleton organization. Bases 156 to 1508 code for a protein of 450 amino acids. Lineage: Eukaryota; Metazoa; Arthropoda; Insecta; Coleoptera; Curculionidae. Gene Ontology annotation, molecular function: structural constituent of cytoskeleton; GTP binding. The record is from RefSeq and is a predicted model, not a curated record. Gene Ontology annotation, cellular component: microtubule; cytoplasm.